Messenger RNA from Pezoporus occidentalis (night parrot), 1448 nucleotides. RefSeq names its product sterile alpha motif domain-containing protein 12-like. The transcript is spliced from 3 exons. Gene Ontology annotation, cellular component: cytoplasmic side of plasma membrane. NCBI's taxonomy places the organism in Eukaryota, Metazoa, Chordata, Aves, Psittaciformes, Psittacidae. Bases 800 to 1126 code for a protein of 108 amino acids. The record is from RefSeq and is a predicted model, not a curated record. Gene Ontology annotation, biological process: cell surface receptor protein tyrosine kinase signaling pathway. Gene Ontology annotation, molecular function: protein binding.
CCUGUCUGUGCAGAGAAGGUGCUGGGGCAAAUGGGGUGGAUUGGCUGCAGAGAGCUGGGAGAGGGGACAUGGAGAACACCUUUACAGAGCUCCUUCUCUGACCCUUGGUACAGAUGGAGCCCAGCUCUGCUCUUCUCCAACCAGGCAGGGGUCUGACCCUCUGUUCCCUGUGUUGGGGUGCCCCUCGCAGCCCAGGAGUGCUGCAUGCUAGGCAGAACUGGGCUGCUGGGGCAUGCAUAGGGCUGUGCCUGCUGAAGCAGGGUCAGGGCAAAGGUUUCUUUCACUCUCCGUGUGUUUGGCACUGACCUGGAGUGGAGGUGCGAGGUGGAAGGUGGUGAGGAGGAAGGGGUAAGGAAGGGGAAGGGGCCCUGGCUGGCCUGGGGAAGCUGUGCCUUGCUAGUGUGUCCCCCUUGGGCUCGCAGUGUGAGUGAAAGGGGCAAGCCAGGGCUGAUCUCACCUCCUGGGUGUGCCAGGCUCUGCAUGCCCAUGUGGCAUGGGAUGGGCUGUGGGGAUUUGCCACGGUCCCUCACUGGAACCUGGAUGAGCAACCCCAUUCUGCUGUGGGGCAUGGAGCAGGUGGCAUGGAAGAGGAUGGUCACCCUCACCUGCAUGCCCCUGGUGGAUGCUGCACCACCUGCGGUGGUGGGCAGGGACCAUGGGAUAGGGUGCUUUGCCAUGGUGGGGCACUGUGGGGGUAUUUGGCUGGCAGGAUUUGGGAGGCAAGUCACAGGCAUCCUGUCUGAUGAAGUGCUGUUUGCAGGAAGCCUGAGCUGCCCCUGUGCCCUGCCCGCUACCCUGCAUGGACACUGGGGUGCAGGAUGGGGCUGAGGCAUCGCUGGAGGCAUGCCUGAUGGCUGAGGAGUCAGAGGAGAAGCAGCGCCCGGUGGCGCAGUGGACUGUGGCGGAGGCUGGUGCCUGGCUGGCUGCACACAGCGGGGCCAGGGAGCUGGUGGAGCUGGCACAUGAGCACGACGUCUCGGGCCGGGUCCUGCUGCGGCUGACGGAGGGGACCCUGCGGCGCAUGGGGGUGACCCCGCGGAGCCGGCGCCGGGAGCUGCUGCGGGAGCUGCUGCAACUGCGGCUGGAGCAGGAGGUCGAGGAGCUGCUGAGCAUUGUUGGCCAGUGAAGACAGUGUCGCUGCGGAUGUCCUGGAGACUGCAGGAGGAGAGGUGAUGCCAUGGGAGGACAAAGCAGCAGCUGGGACUGAGCACUUGAUGCAGGAGCGGUGCUGGAGGGAACCUUGAGGUGACUGUGUUCCCCGUGGACAAGACCAAAUCUGGCUGGAAGAGGUGGCCACCGGGCCCCGGGUGGCAUGCGUUGAAGGGUGGCUGCCAGCUCCCAUGGGGUCCUAUCGGCUCUGGCAUGCUGGGGGCACCCUACCAGCCCCCCCUGGAUCCUGCUGCAACCAUGAGGCAGCCUGGCCCCAGGAGUGACCCUCCAGUCUGUCU